Messenger RNA from Diatraea saccharalis (sugarcane borer), 1209 nucleotides. The record is from the annotation of a GenBank genome assembly. Lineage: Eukaryota; Metazoa; Arthropoda; Insecta; Lepidoptera; Crambidae.
AUGAACUUUGUACAUUUACUGAGGCUGGCGCAACUGCAUGGCAUAUAUAGACUUUCUGAGAAAAAAGAUAGAUUUAUAUGGCUCAUAGCUCUACUGGCACUGUUUGGGACCGCUGUCACAUCGGCGUUGGUUACUUUAUGGCGGUAUGAAAGCAAACCCACGUAUAUAACGCGCAGGGAGAAUUACCGAUACAACAUGACAUUCCCAGCGGUACUCAUUUGCCCAGAACUGGAUUUUCCCGACCAUAAGAUGGAACAAUUCCUUGAAAAUAUACGAUUACCUCCAAAUCUCAAUAGGACAUACAUAAAAUCAGUACUUCGACAGCUUGCAACUUAUUAUUCCCCGGACGUACGUUACACGGUCAAAGACUUGGAGAACUUAGCUCAUUUACUUAGAUACAACGGUAUGAGUCUGAAGCCAACGUUUCUACGAUUAACCUCGACUUGUGAAGAAAUGUUAUUGCGAUGUCGAUGGCAUGGAAUUAUUUGGAACUGCACGAAAUUAUUUCAGAUGGAGAUCAUGCAAUUUGGUACUUGUUGUGUAUUCAACGGAAGAUCUUUGAAAAGGGAUAUUGUAGUUCAAGGUCUACCUCUUAAACGGCCAUCUUUGAAGCAAUAUGUUAAUUCAAUUGGUUACAAAAGUGAGAACGGAACAGCGCUGUCCCCAGGCCUGGAGAUGUGGUUCGGCUACAAGAUAGAUCCAUUCGAAGUCUCCGAAAACUCCAAGUCCCUCAGCAUCGGUCUCCGCCGCUGCUACCUCCCUAAUGACGAACAUUUGAAAUACUUCCCCGUUUAUAAACAGUUACGUUUCUCUAAAAUUUCAAUCUCUCAAGAGAGAGACUAUUCAUCACCAGCCCUUUUACGUCCCCACUGCAGGGGCUCAGGCCUUCCUUAUGGAUGGUUAAGGAGGAUGGGCCAUGACCCUCCACGCUGGCCCAAUGCGAGGGUAUUAACGACUGCAAAUGCAGCCGGGACCAACGGCUUAACGUGCCUUCCGAAGCACGAAGUAGCUCGAGAUAAUAAUUUUUUGGUCACCCAUCCCGUGACCGACCAUUGCGAAAGUUGCUUAACGACUACGAUCGCGGGCCGCGGCGCUUAUCGACUACGCCAACGAGCUACUCAGCUAUUAGAGUAUAGUUAGAGAGACUAUUAGAGUAUUUGUUUUCUAAAAAAAAAGAAAACUAAUACUCAUAUAAUUCGAACAUUCUGA